AUGGUUAAUAUGGCAAGCGACGAUGACUUCGAAAUAGAGGUUCCCGACCUGGCAGAGGAUGACCCCAUGCGAGCCUUCCUUCCAACCUCGUUUGGCAAGAAGUCCAAAGAAGCGAACAUUGCGGCCCAGAUCGACAGAAGUAAGAGGAACGCGGACAGCAAGGCCCGUGCUGGUGCCCUAGAUGCAAGGAUAUCGGAGGGAAAGAAACCCCAGCCCAAAGGGAGUUCUAGUGAUAGUGACGACAGCGAUGACGAUUCGGACGAUUCAGACGACGGAGACGAGUAUCCAGUCUCGCACGAACUUGUUUUGAAGACACACAACCGUGCGGUCACCACGGUUUCCUUGGAUCCUUCUGGAGGUCGACUGUUAACAGCCUCCCUGGAUUGUGUGAUUAAUUUUCACGACUUUGCUUCCAUGACACCAACAACACUACGAGCAUUCAAGACCGUUGACCCUUACGAAACGAAGAAAUCCGCAGCCACCGCUGAAUCGCACCCUAUCCACCACGUGGAAUUCAACGAGCUUUCCGGAGGCGUUUUCCUAUGUGUUUCUGCACACCCGCAGGCCAAAAUCAUGUCAAGAGAUGGUGGAAUCCUCACUGAAUUCGUCAAAGGAGACAUGUAUCUCAGAGACAUGAACAACACGAAAGGACACAUUUCAGAGAUCACUGGCGGAACAUGGCACCCGACAGACAAGAAUCUUUGCAUCACGGCCGGCACGGAUAGCACAUUACGGAUAUGGGACAUCAACAAUAAGCGGUCUCAGAAGGAGGUAGUGGUGUUCAAGUCUAAAGCUGCUGGCUCAGCUGGCAGAACAAAAAUGACAGCGGUAGCCUGGGGCAAGCCAUCUCAGGGCGGCAAUAAUGUGCUCGUGAGUGCAGCGCUCGACGGGACCUUGGUCAUGUACGGCGGCAAUGGACCGUUCACUCGACCUGCGGGUGAAAUCCAAAACGCCCACAAGCCAAAUACCUGGACUAGCGGCAUUGAUAUUUCUUCUGAUGGCCGCAUGGUAGUUACACGAGGAGGCGACGAUCUGAUCAAGCUUUGGGAUACCAGAAAAUUCACCAAACCUCUUGUCAGCGUCUCUCAUACAUCUACGUCGGACCACUUCCCGACCAGCAAUAUUCAAUACUCGCCAAACUCCACCAGCAUCAUUACCGGUUCGGAGACAGGCCAUUUACAUAUUCUAAACCCUGGCAACCUUCGGGCUGAACACGUGACUCCUAUAACACCCGGGUCGGCUUUGAUUACCGUGAACUGGCAUCCAAGGAUCAACCAGAUUAUUACAGGUUCGGCGAAUGCUGAAACGCACGUCUUGUAUAACCCAACAACAUCGAACCGCGGUGCCGUGGAGGUCAUGUCUCGAGCACCGAAGAAGCGACAUAUCGACGAUGACCCGAAUUUGACGAUGGAUCAAGGGCUAGGCAUGUCUGGAGACGCAAUUAUCACACCUGGUGCCCUGCCUGGUGCUAAGAAGUCGGGUGUGACUGGGACUGGGCGCUCGAAGGAUCCACGCCGACCCCACGUCCCUCAGCAAACUCCAUUUCAAAAGAAUCAACCAGACGAGAAGCAUGUUGCUGAGAACAUCCCACUUGCUCGCAUGUUACAUGAGGAUCCUCGGGAGGCGCUACUGAAGUAUGCCGACAAGGCCCAAAAUGACCCGAUCUUUACCAAAGCAUGGAGUAAGACACAGCCCAAGACACAGUACGCAGAGCUGAGCGACGAAGAGGAGGAGAAGCCGGACAAGAAGAAGGUGAAGAGGUGA
Molecule: messenger RNA, 1764 nt
Organism: Metarhizium acridum CQMa 102
Lineage: Eukaryota; Fungi; Ascomycota; Sordariomycetes; Hypocreales; Clavicipitaceae
Cellular component (GO): nucleus; site of double-strand break
Molecular function (GO): protein binding
Source: RefSeq, a predicted model, not a curated record